Torulaspora delbrueckii is the source of this 303-nucleotide messenger RNA. It is a transcript of the gene MRPL37, whose product is annotated as mitochondrial 54S ribosomal protein mL54. Gene Ontology annotation, cellular component: mitochondrial large ribosomal subunit. NCBI's taxonomy places the organism in Eukaryota, Fungi, Ascomycota, Saccharomycetes, Saccharomycetales, Saccharomycetaceae. The coding region runs from base 1 to 303 and encodes 100 amino acids. The transcript has a single exon. The record is from RefSeq and is a predicted model, not a curated record. Gene Ontology annotation, molecular function: structural constituent of ribosome.
AUGUUCCGCUUUGUACCCAAACGUCUCUUCUCUAAUUGCAGAGUUUUCCUGCAAGAAACUCCUUCUACAAUCGUGAAAUCAUCAUGUCCAGCAGGAACAGUUUUGUCAGUAAACGUGAAGAAGUCGGGCAAAGACCCAGUAGCAUUAGAAGAUAGCGAGUACCCUGCUUGGCUGUGGGAAGUGCUAGACCCAGAAGCACGGGCCAGAAAACUCGCGGAGGACCCAAUGAAACUGCGGAAGAAACAGAUCAGAAAGGCCAACCGGAUGCAGAUUAAGCAAAACAACUUUUUGCAACAACUGUGA